AGCACUACAGUCUUGAUAAUAAGAUCAUGCAUGGUGGAGUAUUGCAGAAUUGGCUCUGAAUUUUUGCAGACAAUGCCUCUGACUCAAGAAAAAGCACAGCCUGUGGUUUGUGAGCCCCAUUGAUCUCGGUGCCUCGUUGUGCAAGCUGUUCACAGGAUCAGACAAACAGCUUGGAGGCCUGCUGUUGCACCCUAGAGCACAUUUUGAUGUCGCCUUUCAAUACAUUACGGUGUUUAAAUAGAAGAUACAGUUGUUGUGAAAUGUCUCAUCCCGUCUUGGUGAAAAGGGGCUUCAACGGGGAUGCGAUGAGCCCAUGGCACAACUUUCUGGAAGGGGUGCAAUGUGUGGCCGGACCUGAAGAAGCCCGAGCAGAGGCUGCCAAGCCAGCCUGGAGCAACAGCCUGCCCAGACUUUGGCAUGUCAUCAUGGAAGGCUUGGCCAGGCAGGGAGCGCGGCCAGCCUGCAAACUGCUGAGGAUGAGCGUCUCGCUCUUGGGCUCCUCGUGCGGCAUCCUCCCCGCAGAGACGCACGUGGAGCGGGCACGGCGCUGGCCUCGCCAGAGCCUGCCGUGGGGAAGGAGACCUCGGAGGGACGCUGGUGGAAGGCAUUCUGCUCAGCCGGUGCUCCGCUCUGUGGCCGGUCUCCCGUCCGAUCUCUUGUCCCGUGUACCAGACACGCGAGGCCUCGUGUGCUGGGAGGAAAGCGGGCUGGUGGCAGGCUGUGGUGGUGGUUUAGGUAGGGUGAGGAUCGCUCCCCCUGCCUGGAGGAGCUGUUGCUGGGAAAGCUCUCCUGUGAUUACCCCUGGGGGAGCACCACAGCCAUUGGGGCUCUUCCGAGGAGGGAGAAGGACAAAGAGUCUUCAAACAGCUUUUAGCAUAGCCUCUUAAACGCAGGUAUUCUUGUCUGGGACGCUCUGAUACCAUUAAGAUGAACGUGGUGUAAAUAACUAGAUAUGGCAUCAGUGAUCAUGAAGUUCAUUGAAAUGCCAGGUUAGUAAUACCUGGAAAAAAAAGGUGAAGCUCUGCCAGUGAAUUGUGCCCUAUAUCACUUGACUAACCUGAAGCUGAACAGAUUUGCACCUUCCCUUGGCUGCAAGGGUCCACACCGGUGACCACCACGCAGAGCUGCAAUAUAUAUAUGUAAGUAAAAAGUAAGGCUGGGCCAAAAUUCUUCGAUGGAACACGUUUCCGUUAUAUAACGCCAGUUUCUCCAAAUGGGAAGGAACCGAUUCAACUUACGGGACAAUGUAAAAGCAAGCCCCCUUUAGGACAUGCUGCGAGGGGAGGAGAUACAGGACAUUGCCACGCAAAAUGUCCCAACCAGGACCAGCUCCUUGCUCGGAGCAGCGGGGAGCGGUGCACGGCCGGGUCCCUGCUGAGGUCUUUGCCUGCCUCCAGGAAAGCGCCUGGCCGCUGCUGACAAGGGAGAGCUGUGAGUAUCUGGGGUGACAGCUACUGCUGGAGAAAAGGGGAAAAACGACCUCCCCUCGCAGCAGCGGUUGCUGCCCUAUCUCUCAGGCCCCGCUGCAGGAGUGGCAAGCCCUGGAAAUGCUCUGAGCACCAGCUUGUACCAGGUAAGCCAAGAUCCUCUGACUUCCAUCUGAAUAGCGCCGAAUGAGGAGCUUCAGAGCACAAGCUAAUAGACGGCAGUUCUUUUUGUCGAAACCUUUAUGUUAAUUCAGUACAGGCUACUCAUGGAAUUUCCCUUCUCUGAGAAAAUCUCAACUUCUAUAGAGAAACAGCGCUCAGUCUUGUUUUUUGUUUCAGAACUUCAGAAGUUCCCUCAAAAAUUCCCUGAAGCCUUAAUAAUAGAUUCU
Aquila chrysaetos chrysaetos is the source of this 1816-nucleotide messenger RNA. RefSeq lists its product as uncharacterized. The transcript has 3 exons. Bases 207 to 887 code for a protein of 226 amino acids. The record is from RefSeq and is a predicted model, not a curated record. NCBI's taxonomy places the organism in Eukaryota, Metazoa, Chordata, Aves, Accipitriformes, Accipitridae.